Molecule: messenger RNA, 1059 nt
Organism: Elaeis guineensis (African oil palm)
Lineage: Eukaryota; Viridiplantae; Streptophyta; Magnoliopsida; Arecales; Arecaceae
Source: RefSeq, a predicted model, not a curated record
CGCGCCGGUUCAUCAUGGAAAAAUCGAAAAACCAAAAAAUACUCGCCCACGAGCCAUCCAUUCCCCCCUCUCUUGACCGUACCCUCUCGUUCCAGGAUUACAAGAGAGGAGGAGGAGGAGGCGAAGGCGGAAAGAAGCUCUUGUUCGGCUUCUUCUUCAUUUUGCCCCUCGCGCCUGGGAAAGAGAUAAAUCUCCUCCAUCCGAUGGCAUCUUCGUGGUGCCUCUCCUCCGCCACCGCCCUCGGGUACCCUUCGCCGGCGGUGGUCCGCCAGAGAAGCGGAUGUGGCCUCCUUCUCCCCCCGCUUCGCCAGUGGGGCAAGAGGAGUCUCGUGGUCUGCAUGGCCCCGGAGGAAGAGAAGAUGACCCGCCGUUCCCCUCUCGAUUUCCCCAUCGAGUGGGAAAGGCCCAAGCCUGGCAGGAGACCUGAUAUAUUCCCGCAAUUUAGCCCAAUGAAAACCCCAUUGCCAACUCCUUUGCCAGCAGACCCUCCUGAAGAGGAUGAGGAAGAGGAGGAAGAAAAGAAAGAGGAAGAAGAGGAAGAUCCUGAUAAGGAAGAUCCAGAUAAUCCGGAGAAGCACUCUUAGAUAAAAUAGCAUGCUGGUGACCAGCAAUAUAUACUUUAUGAGGAAGAUUUCUUUUUACUGUCACAGUGGGGAAGGCUAAAUCUGCAUCCUUGUGUUAGCCAGCCAUCUAGCUGCCAACUUUCAGCUAUCGUUGAGCUAUUACCAUAUGUAAAAGUAUAUUAAUAUCAAAAUUUUGAGGUUUUGCCCAAACAUGUAUCUUUAUCAAUUAGAUUAGGAAUGUUUAUUUUCUUUCGUUUGAAUUUACUUUUUGUCAGCACAAAUAGGUUGCCAAGGGUCAAAGCAGAUAUUAUUCCGGAAUUAGAGUUACUGAUGUGCACUAAUUGAGGUAAAGUCAGUAAUCUCAUCAAUCUUAGGUGUAACCAAUACCAAGAUCAACCAAGGUUUUGGCUCACCAGGAUACGAUAUGGAAGGCUGAAGAACUAGAGUGAUUGUUAUACUCGCCUAACCCUCAGAAAGAUUGUUAUACUCCUUUUGG